AUCAGGCUUUAAGCGGCUUCCGCGUCCCAACCGAGAUCAUCAUCCAUGACAUUGUUCAUCUUGCUCACACAUCAAAUGCCGGGACCCCUCUCUGGUGCGGAUAAUUGCUGGACCUAGGAUACGACAUGCCAGCACACAAGCAUGUGAAGUCCAACGAUCAUUGGUCGAUAAUGAAACCGGUGAGAGCGCGUCGUCCUCGCUUAAAGCUGCAGAACCUGGUACAGAAAGUCAAUACCUCCCGAAACAUCAGGACAUUGCUUAUUAUGUGAUAGGAACUGCCGGAUAGGCCUUUCAAGCUUGUUAUUACACUCCCUAGCAUCAGCAGGAGGCAUCUUAUGGAGAUGUCAACCUCAGUUCGUCCCGACCGUCUCAAGUUCGAGAUCGCGAUUAUAUGUGCCUUGCCCCUGGAAGCCGAACCUCUACACAAUGCCUUUAAUGAGAUUUGGGCGACCGAACCGAAAGAGGGGGACGGAAAUGCAUGUAGUUACGUUACCGGAGUGAUUGAAAAUCACAAAGUCGUGCUGGUACUACUUCCUAGCACCGGCAUUGCCAGCGCGUCUGGUACAGCAGCCUCUGUCCGUUCCAGUUUUCCCAAUAUCAAAUGGGCACUGGUAGUGGGAAUAUGUGGUGGUGUGCCUUAUGAUUCAUCGACGCAGGAAUUGAUACGCCUUGGCGAUAUCAUCAUCAGCCACGUUUUAGUGCGGUACAGGUUUGGAAAGCAAUAUCCGGAUAAGUUCGAAGAGAAGGCCGCAGCCGAAAAUAGCCUGGAACGCCUCCCUUUGGAAGUCCGAAGUAUGCUGGCAAAUCUGAAGACGCGUCUCUUCCGCCAGAAAAUGCAGCAAAAGAUCUUUGAAUAUCUCCAAAGCACACGACAAACAUCCGCAAAAGAAGAUUACCCUGGCGUGGAGUACGACAAGCUAUAUGAGCCGGCGUACCUGCACAAACAUCAUGACAUUGAUCCACAAAUUACAGACGAUGAAUGCAUGUUGGGCGAGAAACGAAUUUGUCGAGAGGCCCUGGAAACGACUUGCGAAGAGCUCGGAUGCGAAGCGAACAGACUUGUCAACAACAGACUAAUAACGAAUGAGCAACAACCUUCGGUUCAUUUUGGUGGUGUCGGAUCUGGCGAUACCGUGAUGAAGUCCGGAAAGGAUCGUGAUGAUCAUUCGAAGGCACGUGACCUUGUCGCCUUUGAAAUGGAAGCCGCUGGUGUAUGGGAUCACUUUCCAACCCUCUUGAUCAGAGGGGUGAGUGACUAUGCCGACAGCCACAAAAACAAGCGAUGGCAGCAUUACGCCGCAGCAACUGCGGCCGCUUGCUUGAAAGCGUUUCUCGGAGAUCUGACAAAUCAGGACGGACUUUCGGACAGGAGCCUGGUCAGUAUCCCUAUGGCGAGAAACAUAAACUUUGUUGGGAGGGACCGGAUCCUUCAAGACAUCCACAGGGCAGUCACUGCUCACAGUUUCCAAGGAUCCGACUGUAUCAAAUAUAUCGUCUAUGGCAUGGGGGGCAUCGGAAAGACUCAAACGAUUCUCGAGUACGCUUAUAGGUAUCGGAAACAUUUCUCAUCUGUUUUCUGGGUAAGAGCUAAUAGUUAUGAAUCUGCGAUGGAGAGCUAUAUCACUAUCGCACAGAAAAUUGAACGGGUAGACAAGUCUUACGCGGUAGACCGGAGCCUCGAAAAGAAAGACUUCGAUAGAGCAGUAACCUUGGUUGUGAAAGAGUGGUGGACUGCCAGGGAAAACUGCAAUUGGCUGUCGUUAUUUGACGGUUGGGAUGGUUUGGAUGACGAGAGGAUUGAGUCCUUAAUCCCUCAUGGAGGUUCUGGUGUGAUCCUGAUUACCAGCCGGAGGCAGGACUGGGCACGGGCUGGAGAAAGUCUCGAUAUUCCACUCAUGCAGGAAGCAACCUCAUUGUUACUUCUUGAAAAGAGCUCUUUGACCAAAUACAGUAAGAGCAACCAGAAAGAAUUGGACGCUGCGAAAGAGAUCGUCAAUAUGUUGGGGCAUUUGCCUUUAGCCAUCGAUCAAGCAGGAGCACAUAUCCACACUCUGAAGAUACAGGCCGGAAAAUACCUAGCACGCCUCAAAGAGAACGCGGAAACGUUGGACUGGAAACCACCAGCGAAUGUUUGGGUAUACGGCAAGACUGUGCUAAGAUCUUGGGAGUUGACUUUUAAAGAGCUUGAAAUAUCUCACUCAGAUGUUUUGAAGAUAUUCCAAGUUUGUGCGUUUCUUGCUGGCGAGAACAUCAGUGAAAGCUUGCUCAGAGAUGGCUUCAAUUUUGGGCAUAUGGAUCCCCUGGCUCGGACGGUGGAAGAUGGCAUGGGAAUUCUAUUUUCCUUCUCUCUCGCAAAGCGCGAGGGAGCUGGCGAUGGGUUUUCAAUCCAUCCAAUACUUCAGACAUGCAUUCGCUACAGAUUAUGCCCACUCCAAAGGCAGAGGUUUCUGGCCCGCGCAAUCUUGGUUGUUGCUGGCGCUGUAUCCAGAUUGGCACCAGAGCGAGAACAAGCUUGGUUUACUUACAGGCAACUGCUGUCGCACGUUAACAGUUGCGAGGGACAUCUCGGCGACUGCUCGCCGCCUACGAUACGUGUUGGCUCCGCAAAGGCGCCCAACCUCCAUGAGGCAAAAGCGCGCUUCAUCCUUGGAAGUUUCUGCGACCAGCUCGGACAACAUGAUCAGGCAAUUCGUUGGUUCAAGAGAGGCCUCGACCCAGCAUUGGACCCGUCCACGUUAUCAACAUUAGAAUGCCGUGACGGCCUCUUUACAGCCAUGCUCAAUAAAGGCCACUUGCAUGAGGCAUUGGCCGAGUUCCAGACUCUCUAUACCGAAGCAGUUACUCAACUCGGUGUGCGACAUGUAUUGACGAACAAAAUCGCCAAUACUCUCGGUAUAAGUUACAAGAAGAUCGGGUCAUGGGACAAGGCCUUGGAAUGGUACGGAAAGUCCCUCACACAGGUUAGGGAAAUGUUCGGCGAAAAUGAUCAGAGAACACUCGCCGCUUUGAACAACAUGGCGGUGAUUUAUAAAGAACAGAAAGAGUAUGCGAAGGCAGAAACCGUCUUGCGGGAUGUGUUAAGGAAAAAGGAGGAAGCAUUGGGGGAGGAAAAUCUUUCCACUCUUGAGACAGUCAUGAAUCUUGGCAUCUUGCAUGGACGUCGUGGGCGGUACGAUGAGGCGCUCCAUCUCCUACGACGAGCUCUCUGCGGAAAAGAGAAGCAACUGGGGAAAGAUAAUCCGAAAACCCUUGGGGUGAAAGGUAACAUCGCCAACCAGUAUCUCAGAAGCGGAAAGGUCGAAGAUGCUAUCAAGCUGCACAAGGAGACCUAUGAUGGUUACAAGAGGAUUCACGGCCCUAUACAUCAGGAUAUAUUUACCACGGCCGACCGGUUGGGAGAAGACUAUUUCCAAAAAGGAAUGUACCCUGAAUCACUUCGUUGGUAUUAUGAGGCGCUGUUUGGUAUGACACGUCUUCUCGGAAAGGGAAACGCAAAAACUCUGGAGACCGUCGCGAACAUCGCCCAAGUCUUCCAAGUGCAAGGUCAAUUCUAUCAAGCAAUAAUUCGGUAUAAAUGGGCAUUGGAUCUUUUCAGAGGACGUUAUGGCUUCGAACACCCUUGGGCGCGAUCAGUAGAGAGUCAAGUUAGGGCUCUUCUCCUCUUGUGGCACCAAAGGUCAAGAGCCAUGCAGUCCAGGUGA
Molecule: messenger RNA, 3701 nt
Organism: Exophiala xenobiotica
Lineage: Eukaryota; Fungi; Ascomycota; Eurotiomycetes; Chaetothyriales; Herpotrichiellaceae
Exons: 3
Coding region: 336-3701 (1121 amino acids)
Biological process (GO): nucleoside metabolic process
Cellular component (GO): kinesin complex
Molecular function (GO): catalytic activity; protein binding; ADP binding
Source: RefSeq, a predicted model, not a curated record